ACUUCUCUCCAACUCCGAGGAGCAGAGGAAGCCGAAGUACCGGGGCAGCAGAGAGCCGGGCACGCACGCAGCGCCUUUCCCACCUCGUUUCUCCAUCGUCGGAACAACCCGUCGGUGCCAAAAACAUGACAAUCUGCGUGCAGGGGAUGCUGUUCCUGUCGCUCCUGGUGACGUUCGCCGCUUGCAACGCUCCCCCGGUCCCGUUAGACGACAUCCUCAUUGAGAAAACUUCUGUGCCAGAGCAGUGUACGCGAGCCGUCAAAGUAGGGGACUUCGUCAGGUAUCACUACAUCGGCACGUUCCCCGAUGGAAAGAAGUUCGAUUCCAGCUACGAUCGAGGCAGCACCUACAACGUGUAUGUUGGCAAGAAGCAGCUGAUUGCAGGGAUGGACAAAGCCCUGGUGGGGAUGUGUGUGAAUGAGCGAAGUCUCGUCAAGAUUCCCCCUCACCUCGCCUACGGAAAGGAAGGAUACGGUGACCUCAUCCCUGCUGACGCCAUCCUCCACUUUGAUGUCCUGCUGCUCGACGUGUGGAACGCGGAUGAUGCCGUCCAUCUCAACACUUACCACACGCCCUCCGUCUGCUCCAGGAAGGUGGAGGUUUCUGACUACGUCCGGUACCACUACAACGGCACCCUGCUGGACGGGACCCUCUUCGACUCAAGCCACACCCGGAUGCGAACGUACGACACCUACGUCGGGAUCGGCUGGCUGAUUGCUGGAAUGGACCAGGGACUUCUGGGAAUGUGUGUCGGAGAAAAACGCAUCAUCACGAUGCCUCCGUGGCUCGGCUACGGGGAGAAUGGAGACGGCAGCGACAUCCCAGGACAGGCGUCUCUGGUGUUUGACGUCGUACUGUUGGACCUCCACAACCCCAGAGACGGGAUCUCGCUGACCAAUGUGGUCGUCCCCGAGUCUUGCACGAGGAAGACGGUCACCGGGGACUUUGUGCGUUACCACUACAACGGCAGCCUCUUGGAUGGGACCUUUUUUGAUUCCAGCUACUCUCGUAAUCGCACCUAUGACACCUACGUGGGUAAAGGCUACGUGAUCGCCGGCAUGGAUGAAGCUCUGAUUGGAGUCUGUAUAGGAGAGAAACGCACCAUUACCAUCCCGCCGCAUCUGGCCUACGGAGAGGAGGGCACAGGUAGUAAGAUCCCUGGGUCAGCUGUGCUUGUGUUUGACGUCCACAUCAUCGACUUCCACAACCCUUCAGACCAGACUGAGGUCACCGUCACCUCCACGCCCGAAGGGUGUGAUCAGAAAACCAAGAAAGGAGACUUCGUCAAAUAUCACUACAAUGCCUCUCUGAUGGAUGGAACGCAUAUCGACUCCACGUAUAAUUAUGGAAAAACUUACAACAUCGUCCUGGGAGCCAAUCAGGUCGUGCCAGGGAUGGAGGAGGGAUUGAUGGACAUGUGUGUGAGCGAGAAGAGGCACCUUGUUAUUCCCCCUCAUCUGGGCUAUGGCGAGAGAGGAGUCCCCAAUGAGGUUCCAGGGAGUGCUGUGAUGGUGUUCGACAUCGAGCUGGUUGAGAUGGAGGAAGGUCUUCCUGAGGGCUACAUGUUCAUCUGGAACGAUGACGUGUCACCCGACCUUUUCGCCGAGAUGGAUAAAAACACUGACGGGCAGGUGGAGCCCUCUGAGUUCACCGACUACAUCAUGAUUCAGGUGAACGAGGGAAAAGGCCGCCUGGCUCCUGGCUUUGACCCCUACCGCAUCAUUGACAACAUGUUCUCCAACCAGGACCGCGACGGAGACGGGAAGAUCACGGAGGCGGAGUUCAAGCUCAAAGCUGAUGAAUCCGCUGCCCAUGAUGAGCUAUGACGGGACUGAGUGUCGAACGUAU
Molecule: messenger RNA, 1848 nt
Organism: Cololabis saira (Pacific saury)
Lineage: Eukaryota; Metazoa; Chordata; Actinopteri; Beloniformes; Belonidae
Gene: fkbp9
Product: FKBP prolyl isomerase 9
Exons: 10
Coding region: 126-1826 (566 amino acids)
Molecular function (GO): peptidyl-prolyl cis-trans isomerase activity; calcium ion binding
Source: RefSeq, a predicted model, not a curated record